This is a messenger RNA of Trichobilharzia szidati, 4451 nucleotides long. Lineage: Eukaryota; Metazoa; Platyhelminthes; Trematoda; Strigeidida; Schistosomatidae. The record is from the annotation of a GenBank genome assembly.
CUCUCAUCCAAAGCGCGUUAAUCAGAUGCAAUUCACAAGGUUGUCUGUUUGGCAUUGUUCUAUGAGAGGCUAUCUGGAAUAUGGUGACUUAAGUUUAAUAUAAGUUUCGUGCAUAUCAUUUAAUUGUUAUCAAAUAUUCAUGCAUAUUUUGCACUUUCAAAGCAAUGGAUCGACUUGUACGCAAAAUAAAUACUAGUCCAAGAUCAAAAAGAAAAACAUUUGUGCAAACAGCCGACAACUUUGGUGUACCUCUCAAAGUUUUACUUGAGAGAGACUGUAUAAAACCUGUCCCUCGUAUCGUCAAAAAUAUUUGUGAAUACCUUCUGACUAAUGGGCUAAAUGCCCAAGGAAUUUUUCGCAUCAAUGGAAGUGCAAAAUUAAUCGAAGCACUUAAGAGUACUUUUCAGAUAUCGGCAGCCGACGAUUUGUAUUCAAUAGGAAAUGUUGACAUAUACGCAUUAGCAGGAGUUUUAAAGCUGUUCCUUCGGGAACUUCCUGAUGGACUUGUGUCAGAAAAACAUGGAGUUAAGUGUAUAAAGAUUGCCAAAGAAUACGCAACUGAUGAAAACAUGUACAUUUUUAAACUACAAAGUGUAUUAUGUACAUUGGGGCAUGAAAACUAUGAGCUGUUAAAAUAUUUGUGUCGGUUUUUGAACAAGAUAGCUGAAAAUGAACCGGUCAACAAAAUGUCAUAUAACAGUUUAGGAAUAAUCUUUGGACCCUGUGUAUUUCGAUGCAGCUUAGAUGUACAGGUUCUGAAAAAUCAGGGCUUGACAAAUUGUGUAAUGACUUCACUCAUCCAACAUGCGGAUGCCAUAUUUGUCCACCAUCAUAAAAAUGAUUUCCUUGUAUUGGAUCGCUUAUUUAAACUACCCGAAAUUGUCUCCAACUCAGCUUUACCCAAUUUCGAAGAUCGAGUCCAGUCAUCGUGUGAUACCUUAUCGGGUGUAGGUCGCAUUUCUAGCGCAACAGCUGUUGAAAGUCCCAAUGAAAACGAGGUAUUAAGUCUGUCAAAAACAAUGCCGUUGAUUUCUCAAAAUUCAGCCAAUCCUCACAAUCUGGAGAUGCAUCACCAAGUGGAGGUGUUGCCUGACUAUUCUCCGUGUAAACCGAAGAUUUCACGGACAAAUGUUAAUCCUGCCAGACCGGGUUCGCUGCAUGAUAUUUCACUUCAGGAUAAAGGAUUUUCUCUUACAAAUUCUCCAGAUUGUUAUUCCACACGACUAAAUCAAGACAAAGAAGUUGCUGUAACUCCAUCAACUUCAUCUACAACUAGCCCAGUCACUUUUGAUAUUUCUAAUACUCCAACUUAUACGAGUCGAAGCAACUCUGUUUCGCAUGAUGAAACGGUGAAUACUGGAGGGAUUUCAGAUUCAGAUGCAGAUGCAGAAGAACUUUAUAAAAAGACUCCUGAACAACUGGCCUUAGAUAUUACGGAUAUUAUUACAUCUUUCGCAGCAGGAACUUCUGUAGAAGCGUGGUGUUCCCAGUCUCAAUCACAAUCGGACAAUUAUUAUAAUUCUUCAGCUCAGGUGUCGAAUUGUAACAGUAAAUCUGACUAUAUUUCACAAGAAUCAGACGAAAGAUUGCCUAUUUCAGGUUUAUCCUCACAAUCACAAAACACACCUAACGAAUUGGUUGACUCUUAUAAUGCCAGUAAUUCUACCAAAUUAAGAAGGAUUUCUAGCCAGAGGAAGUAUUCCACUAAACAAUCUGAUCUAAAUCUAAUCACCACUUGGAAUUCUAUGCCUUCUAUAGAAAAGAAUACAACAGAAACCUUAGUCCAGUGUACAGAUAUCAUUUUACCAGUAAACGAUGAAACCUAUGAGAAAUUUGAUAUUCCCUGCCAAAUGCCAAGGUCGGUCGCAACAAAUUCUGCCACAAAUACAUGUGAAUUUUCACCAAGUUCUUUCCAGAUGGAAAAUAAGCAGGAUGCUGAUUUGGGCACAGAAGAGAUGACAGAUCUUUCACAUCUAUCCCAUAUGCCUACUGUGGAGUCAGGUCGUUACUGUGAUCUGCCAGAUGCCAAUAAUUUGAAUGAGUCGUCUCCUAGAACUCAGAUAUCUCCACGUAUUUCAGAGUGUAGUUUGACUCAAGCUAUAAAUCAGUGUUUGGACACUCACAUGUUUUCCUUCAAACAACAGAUCCCACCUUCUCCUUGCCACUCUGGUAGUCUUCCUGAUUCACUAAACAACACUACUCAUGUGGUUUCUAGUCAUAUAAACUCCGUUCCUGUGUCAGCUAAGCCCAAGUCACCUAAACUGUAUCAUUCAGAAAAGCUACUUCAUGCCUCUCGUAAUCGUCUUCCUGAUGCUGUUGGCAUUAACCGUGCUUAUGAUUCCAGCAGUAUAAUCAAGGCUGAUCAACAGGAACGUUCUUUACCUUCUAGACAUUCCUUCCACUGUGCUACACUCUUAAUGCCCCUUCGAAGUAGUGUUGUACAUCAAAUAAAAAAGUAUAAUCAAAGUGCACCGACAAGUCCGAUAGUGGUUAACCCAAAUGCUUCUUUUACAUUCGAGAAAAAAUCAAAACUUCUUGAUGAAUAUCCUAACAAACCACCGGAUUCAUUCCUCCGUGAAUUGCCAGUUCAUCAGUCAAACACUCCAUCUGCUCUGGAUCCACAAAUCGAAGGCUUAAAGAAAUCUGCUGCGAAUUGCCAAGCACUUCCUCUUCCUGAAUUAUUCGAGGUAGAAACAAACCAAAAACUAAAACAACAAAAUUCACUAGGCAAUCGAUCAUUACAAAGUCCAAAUGAUGAAAAUGAGAUAUGCGAUAACCUGCUUGGAAAUCAGCCUGCUAAAUCACAUGCUUCUAUUAGACAAACAAUAAAUCCUAAUAGUCAGAAAAAUGCUUUCAUCAUCAACAGUACACUUGUAGGUGGUUAUUCCAAAAAACACUUGAAGGAAAAAGCUGAUCCUCCCAUGGAGUUGGAGUCAAUCCCCUGUUUGUCAAACAAAAGUCACAGUUUGUCAGCAGUGAAUAGCCGGUCAGACUUGUACAUAGAAAGCCGGUUGUUGUCUCCUAGACUACGGCAUAAAUAUAAGUCAAUGCAGCAAUUGAUGAAUAGAGAUGAUGAGAUAUCAAGGCUGACGAAAAUACCGUCGAAUGUUAAGCUGGCCACUGAGGGAAAGAAAUCACCGACUACCACCACCACCACCACCACCUGUAUGCUACACACCUCCAAGGAGGAGGAUACAUUAUUAUCCCCUGUUGAAAAUAAAUCAGAUCGUGCCCAGUGUGAAUCAAGUAUUCCCUUACAGCAUUCAAGGCUGGUUAGACGAGUGAAAUCGUUCACCUCGAAUAAUCAACCGUCAAGUAAAGUUCGUUCACUUAUCGUGAGGAAGUAUUCUGCAGUAUCCUCGGCGAAAUCAGUGGCACGAAAUUUUUUGAAAACUGUCGAUGGUGAUGAUGAUAAUAAUGUUGAUAAUUCAGGCAUGAAACAGCUGAAGACACCGCUUGUAUCGCUUGAAUCAUUUUAUGAUCUGUUAUGUGCUGUCCUGUCUGAACAACGAAGAUGUUGUGGUCGUCCUGAGCAUUUGAGUGAAAUGAACUGGGAUCAAAUUGAACAAGAGAAAUUCGACAUACAAAAGGGUCUUUUAUACUUUGAAGGUCUUUACGGUCGACCAAAAACACCAAAAUCUAAACGAAUCAUGAAACCAGUAUAUGAACGAUAUCGUCAAGUUAAACGCUUAGUGGCAAGCCGACACGGUGGCAGCCUACUUGGAGUGAAUAGUCAGUUUCCAUUCGGAAAAGAUUUAUCCCAUUUAAAAAUCGUAUCUACGAAUGAUGUUGAUGAAAAAUUGACAAAUAAUCAGUUGCCAUUGUUAGUUUCUGAUGAAUUGAUGAAACUUCUCGGCACUCCGACACGUACACCUGAAGCACUUUUACUCGACAAUAUUCAAGAUGAUAUGGACUCAGAUUCUGAUUUCAGCGUGUCUCAAUGUGUAAAUAAGUGUGAAAAACCUGCCCCGCCGCCUGUAGAAGAGUCUAAUCAACCGGAUGUUGUUUUAAAAUCUUCUGACAAUCAUAACUUGUUAACUGAUGACAAUCAAAGCGCGAGAUUCGCUUUUAAAUCGAAUUGUCGUAGAUCUCUUAUGCGACCGAAUGAUCGAGAAAUUCAGCUAUUUUAUAAACAAAUAUGUUCAUUAACUCCUAUGGAAUUGUACAGUGAAAAGAAGAAUAUUUUAUUAAAGAAGCAUAUUGUACAAACUGAACUAGUGGAGUAUGAAAAUAAUAUCCAGCGUUUAUUAGGUCGUAAACCGACUCGAACAGAACGUGAACCAAUACGUGAAAAAUACGAAGUCUAUGCUCUAAUUAAACGUCAACUGAAAGCUAUUGAUUCUUGUUUAAACCUGUGCUCAUCAGAUUUGAUCAAUAUACAAUGUGAUAGCAAUAACAGUAAUAACAAUAAUAACACUAACAAUAAUAACGAUAAUAAUUGUAUGGAAUAA